CAACCACCAGUCCACUCAUCAUCGCCAUCUCUUCUCUUGUUUUGCUCGCUCUAUACAUACCAGAGAGGUAGGUAGCUAGCUAGCUAGUGGUGAACGUACAAUAAUACAAUCAGCACAGCAAGACAGUAAUGGCGCAGCGGCAGGGAAGAGGCAGUGGUGCUGUGGCCCUUGCGGCGGCGGCGGCGGUGCUCCUCUGCGUGCUCCUUCAUGCCCACGUCGCGGAGUCGGCCGUGUUCACCGUCGGCGACCGUGGCGGCUGGAGCUUCAGCACCGGUACCUGGACUAACGGCAAGCGCUUCAAAGCUGGGGACGUCCUAGUGUUCAAGUACGACUCGACGGCGCACAACGUGGUGGUGGUGAACGCGGCCGGCUACAAAGGCUGCUCGGCGCCGCGGGGCGCCAAGGUGUACACGUCCGGCAACGACCGCGUCACGCUGGCCCGCGGCACCAACUACUUCAUCUGCAGCAUCCCCGGCCACUGCCAGUCCGGCAUGAAGAUCGCCGUCACCGCCGCCUGAGUCCUGACCGAUCGCGGCCGCCGCCGGCACGCCUGCUGCCGCGGGCUACAUACAUCUACCUAUCGACUGCCUGAUUGUCAGUUCGACUGGCUUGUAUCGACUCCCUGAUUGUUAUAUAUAUAUGAAUAAAACACACCAUCAUGAUUCGAUGUGUAAAGUAA
Molecule: messenger RNA, 679 nt
Organism: Zea mays
Lineage: Eukaryota; Viridiplantae; Streptophyta; Magnoliopsida; Poales; Poaceae
Product: chemocyanin
Cellular component (GO): plasma membrane
Molecular function (GO): electron transfer activity
Source: RefSeq, marked provisional